This is a messenger RNA of Parathielavia appendiculata, 2901 nucleotides long. RefSeq names its product carbohydrate-binding module family 50 protein. Gene Ontology annotation, molecular function: chitinase activity. Gene Ontology annotation, biological process: carbohydrate metabolic process. NCBI's taxonomy places the organism in Eukaryota, Fungi, Ascomycota, Sordariomycetes, Sordariales, Chaetomiaceae. The coding region runs from base 1 to 2901 and encodes 966 amino acids. The transcript has 2 exons. The record is from RefSeq and is a predicted model, not a curated record. Gene Ontology annotation, cellular component: extracellular region.
AUGCUCACCAAGUCUCUGGCCGUCGCGGCCCUGGCCGUUCUCCCGGCCCUGGCAACCCCGUCUGUUAAUGUCUACUGGGGACAGUCGGGCACCGACAGACUCAGAGAAUACUGCGAGAACUCCAGCUUUGAGUACGUUACGGUCGGCUUCAUCAACAAGUCGCCCGAGCAUGACUCCUCAAGCUUGGAGUACCCCGGCAGUAACUUCGCUUCCCACUGCAUGAAUGAAUACUACCAGGACUCCAACGGCGUCAAGUCGAAUCUCCUCAGCAAGUGUGGCAAGCUCGCCGCCGAUGUCAGGUACUGCCAGAAGAAGGGCAAAAAGGUGCUGCUCUCCAUCGGCGGUACAUGGAACCCGCCCGCUGCCGACUACACUGUUUCGAGCCCCGCCAAAGGCGAGGAGUUUGCCAGCUUCCUGUGGAAUGCCUUUGGUCCUUACCAGGCCUCAUGGGGGAAGCGAGCCAGACCCUUCGACGACUAUUACGGCGGUCCCGAGGAUGAGGCCGACAAGCACUUUGUGGUGGACGGAUUCGACUUCGACAUUGAGCACAAGUUCGACGACCAAAGCGGUUAUGUCGCCAUGGUCAACAAACUUCGUGAACUGACCCAGUCGGACUCGGCAAAGAAGUAUCUCAUCACGGCGGCGCCCGAGUGUCCUUUGGAUGAUUUGUGGUUCAAGAUGAAGACGAUCAUCCAGCAGAGCAUUUUUGAUGCCCUCUUUGUCCAGUUCUACAACAACCCUGGCUGCGCCGGAUCUUUGAACAACUUCGACGCGUGGGCCGAGUAUCUCAAGACCACGGCCAGCAAGGAUGCCAAGAUCUUCAUCGGCCUGCCAGGCUCCCAGCAGGCCGCCGGCUCCGGCUACCUCGCGCCCGGCGAGGCAAAGAACUUGUUGAACAAGCACAAGGACAAGCCCGCUUUCGGAGGUGUCAUGGUCUGGGAUGCCUACUUCGGCAGCCAAAACAAGGUCGGCGGCAAGCCCUACUACGAGCUCAUGCAUGAGUAUGCCUGUGGCACGUCCGCCCCGACUUCACCUUCACCAACACCAACCCCGACCACUUGCGUGCUGAAGCACUCUGUCGUGAGCGGCGACAGCUGCUACUACAUUGCCGAAUACUACGGCCUCGACGACGUCGACCAGUUGAAGAGCUACAACCCGGGGCUUACCUGCAAUUUGCGUAUUGAUGACCAGCUCUGCGUGAGAAUGGGCAACUCGCCUAAGACGACGUCGACCAGCACCUCGGCCAGCAGCACCUCGAGCAGCACCUCCACUUCGACCACUUCGUCCACUUCGACUGAGUCUUCCCCCUCGAUUGUGUCUUCCACUGCGAGCAGCGCGUCCUCUUCGUCCACCUCGACUGAGUCUUCCACGUCGACCGAGUCAUCAUCAAUUGCCUCCUCGACUGAGUCCGCCACGUCGACUGAGACUACCUCAUCCACUUCUGAGGCUUCUUCGACAACAUCGGAAAGCACCACCAUCACCCAGGGCCCCAGCACCACCUCGACAAGCGAGACCGCUACCAGCACCUCGACUGAGGAGGAUGACACGUGCACCGAUGACGAGACCAGCACCUCUGCCACCGAGACUGUCACCGAGACUGCCUCGGGAAGCUCCACCAUCACCGAGGCCCCUGGUACCACUUCCACUACGAGCAGCGAUGCUGCUAGCAGCACUUCGACCGACGACGACGUGUGCACGGAUGACGAAACCAGCAGUUCUGCCACAGAGACUGCCACUGAGAGCUCCACCAUCACCCAGUCUCCGGAGACGACAACGACAAGCAGCAAUGUUGCCAGCAGCACCUCGACCGAGGAUGACGUGUGCACUGAUGAUGAGACCAGCACUUCCGCCACUGAGACUGCCACGGAGACUGUCUCCCAGACUGCCACGGAAACUGCCUCCCAGACUGGUACCGAGACGGCCUCCCAGACCGCCACGGAGACUGUCUCCCAGACUGCCACGGAAACUGCCUCCCAGACUGCGACUGAGACGAUCUCCCAGACUGGUACCGAGACGGCCUCCCAGACCGCCACGGAGACUGUCUCCCAGACUGCCACGGAAACUGCCUCCCAGACUGCGACUGAGACGAUCUCCCAGACUGGUACUGAGACGGCCUCCCAAUCUGCCAGCGUGACUUCCACCGAGACUUCCUCCCAGUCGGGUGUCAGCUCCACGGCCUCGACUUCUGACAGCGGCUCCGUCCCGAGCACCACUGCUUCCCAGAGCUACACAACGUCGACCAUUUUUACUACGACCACCUACACCGUCACUUCUUGUGCGCCGUCUGUAACAAGCUGCCCUGGCCGCGUUGUCACCGAGACCAUCGCAGUCUCGACCACCGUCUGCCCCGUGACCGCCACCGAGACCGAGACUAGCGCGCCUGAGACCACCACCUCGCUGCCCGCUGGCUGGACUACGUCGACCGUCUACUCAACCAAGACGUACACCAUCACCAGCUGCGCCGCCACUGUGACUGACUGCCCGGGCAAGAUCGGCCAGGUGACGACCGAGAUUAUCGCCGUGAGCACGACCGUCUGCCCCAUCACGGAGGUCACUUCCUCGCCGGCCACCGCCAAGCCGCCCAAGCCAAGCACCACCGGGCACUCCGGCAAGCCCGAGACUGACUCGACCACUGUCACCUCAAUCACUACCACGCGCUUCACCACCCUGACGGUGCCCAAGCCCGAGUCCAGCACUUCGACUAAGGCUUCUUCGGCCCCGGUCCUCCCCUCGGCUGGCUUCUCUACCUCCUCGGUCGCUGUCCGCCCCUCGGGUGGUUUCUCGUCCACGUCGGGUGCUCUCCGCCCGUCGGGGACGCAGCCUGUCACGGCCGGUGCUGCCCGCGAUAUGGUGGCCCUGGGCGUGCCGGCUGUCCUGGCCGCCUUGGUGUUUGCCCUGUAA